UGGGGGGGGAGGAUACCCGUAGGUACCGGAUUCAAAGGAUUAGCGCACCCCUCAAGGCAACAUAACAACAUUCCCUUGGAAACAAAAAAGAAGAGUCUAUUCGAGGGGAAAAUGAGAGAUAUUUUGUUCCACCACCGAAAAUUAUUUGAUUCUUGCCUUUCAAAGAAUUUCCAUGAUACAUCAGAACAAUCAUUUAUAGGAUUUAAUGAUUCCUACUAAGAACGGACGCAUUCUUUGAACCUUAAUUAUCUGUAUUUGGUCCGGUCAUUUGAUUUGGUAAUAGUAAUAAAGCUAAUAACGAAUAGAAAAGAAUAACGGCUUGGAUCGUGUAUCUACGGACAAUCUACGGUAGAAGAGAAGGUUCCAUCGGAACAAUUAUUUAUUUCAGGAUACCUCGUCUCUUUUUUUUGAAAAAAAAAAGGAGGAAGUGUGAGGAAAAAUGACAAGAAGAUAUUGGAACAUCAAUUUGGAAGAGAUGAUGGAGUCGGGAGUUCAUUUUGGCCAUGGUACUAGAAAAUGGAAUCCUAGAAUGGCACCUUAUAUCUUUGCCAAGCGUAAAGGUAUUCAUAUUACAAAUCUUACUAGAACUACUCGUUUUUUAUCAGAAGCUUGUGAUUUGGUUUUUGAUGCAGCAAGUAAGGGAAAGCAAUUCUUAAUUGUUGGUACCAAAACUAAAGUAGCUGAUUCAGUAGCACGGGCUGCGCUAAAGGCUCGGCGUCAUUAUGCUAAUAAAAAAUGGCUCGGUGGUAUGUUAACAAAUUGGGCCACUACAGAAACAAGACUUCAUAAGUUUAGGGACUUGAGAACGGAACAAAAAACGGGGAAACUCAACCGUCUUCCGAAAAGGGAUGCCGCUAUGUUGAAAAGACAAUUAUCUCACUUGCAAACGUAUCUGGGCGGGAUUAAAUAUAUGACGGGGGUACCCGAUAUUGUAAUCAUUGUUGAUCAGCACGAAGAAUAUACGGCCCUUCGAGAAUGUAUCACUUUGGGAAUUCCAACAAUUUGUUUAAUCGAUACAAAUUGUGACCCGGAUCUCGCGGAUAUUUCGAUUCCAGCUAACGACGAUGCUAUAGCUUCAAUCCGAUUAAUUCUUAACAAAUUAGUAUUCGCAAUUUGUGAGGGGCGUUCUAGCUACAUAAGGAAUUCUUGAUUAAUAAUAAGAUAAAUAAAUUACUUUGGAAACUCCAUGGAUUUAGGAAAUUGGUUACUAUUUAUGAAUCUAAAAAAAGAGAUAAA
This is a messenger RNA of Cornus florida, 1236 nucleotides long. RefSeq names its product small ribosomal subunit protein uS2c-like. Gene Ontology annotation, biological process: translation. The transcript has a single exon. The coding region runs from base 440 to 1150 and encodes 236 amino acids. Lineage: Eukaryota; Viridiplantae; Streptophyta; Magnoliopsida; Cornales; Cornaceae. Gene Ontology annotation, cellular component: mitochondrial small ribosomal subunit; ribosome. The record is from RefSeq and is a predicted model, not a curated record. Gene Ontology annotation, molecular function: structural constituent of ribosome.